Penicillium waksmanii is the source of this 636-nucleotide messenger RNA. Its product is annotated as putative membrane protein. The record is from RefSeq and is a predicted model, not a curated record. Gene Ontology annotation, biological process: fatty acid elongation; sphingolipid biosynthetic process; very long-chain fatty acid biosynthetic process. Gene Ontology annotation, cellular component: endoplasmic reticulum membrane. Bases 1 to 636 code for a protein of 211 amino acids. Gene Ontology annotation, molecular function: 3-hydroxyacyl-CoA dehydratase activity. NCBI's taxonomy places the organism in Eukaryota, Fungi, Ascomycota, Eurotiomycetes, Eurotiales, Aspergillaceae. The transcript has 4 exons.
AUGCCUCCCAACCAAUCCCGGCCUCUACCGGCUGUCAGUCGGAUCUAUCUUAUGCUUUACAACACCAUCUGUGCUUUUCUCUGGUUACGUAUCCUGGUCCUCGCCGUUGACACUCUGAUCUCUGCGCCGGACAAAGACAUUUCCGUCGCAUACACCACCCUUGAACCUUGGACUCGGUGUGCUCAGACCUUGGCUGUGGCUGAGAUCCUACAUGCCGCUACCGGUAUCACUCGCUCGCCUGUUUUCACUACCUUCACACAGGUCUUUGCCCGCUCCGUACAGGUCUGGGCCAUCAACUAUGCCUUCCCCGAGGUGACCGCCCCAUCCGCGGCGUAUUUGGCUAUGCUACUCGCCUGGUCAACCGCCGAUGUUAUCCGCUAUCUCUAUUUUGCCAUUAUGCUUGCCGGCUACCCCGUCCCAAGAGCAUUGAAGUGGUCAAGAUACUCUCUGUUCACGAUCUUGUACCCCAUCGGGAUCAGUAGCGAAUGGUGGCUGAUGUACAAGGUAACAAACGUCACAACAAAUGUGGCCCUUGCCUGCACUUUCUACUUUUGCCUAGGACUUUAUGUGCCUGGUUCGGUCAUGAUGUAUACAUACAUGCUGAAGCAGAGGAAGAAGGUGUUGACUCAAAAUUGA